GACAUUCCCAGGCUGGGGAGCAGCGCGAUAGAGGAGGACUGUUCGCACGCAGUGCGCUCUGGAGGAGGGAGAGAAGGGAGGUAAUGGAGGCUGCUUGAAGAAAGACUUGUUUGUGUUUCGGCUGUUCUUGGUGGUGGUGUUGUUGUUUUUGCGGAAUAUGAGAGAUGGCAAAUGCAGGCAAACAGCUGAGGACGAUGUAGAAAUUCCCGACUGAAGUCAUGGGCUCGGAGGCGAUGGAGGACUGUGUGCAGGGGGCGCUCGCAUCGCUCUACCCUCCUUUUGAGAGCACAGCACCACCCCUCCUCUCACAGGUCUUUUCCGUCCUGGAGUCGACCUAUCAGCACGACAGUCUCCGCUACCUCCUGGACUACUUCGUUCCCGCCAAGCACCUCCUGCACAAACUCCAGCAGCACGCCUGCUCUCAGUACCUGGGCUGCUUGUUCCUUCACUCCGGCUGGCCUCUGUGUUUAGGAGAGAAAGUGGUCGUACAGCUCUCCACCCUGGACUGGAGGAUCCUGCGCAGUUAUGACUUCUACCUGCAGGUGGUGCCCUUCUCUACGCGCUGCCCCCGGCUGGCCCUAAAAUGUUUGGCCCCCGGGGGACGCACCGUUCAGGAAAUCCUGGUACCCGAGUCCCAGCACCCGCUUGUGUUCACCACCGAGUGGCUGCACAGCGUGAACAAGGAACGAGGCCAUAAGAGAGAACUUGGAGGAGGACUGGACACCUGCCUGGUCAGUACAUGUGACGGUGUGAUUCGAAUUCCGUGGAAGGAGGUUGUCUAUCCAAAAUUCAUCCACGACCCUUCUGAGGAGCUGGGCCAGAUGUCCAACCACGAGGGCAGCAAGUCCAAUCGCCAGCCCAGUGAGGGGGGCAGCAGCCUCGGGGGCUGGGGGGGCUCAUCCUCGGGAGAACUGGACUCCUGGUCCUGGGAUGAGGAGGAAGACGAUGGUUUACCACCAGAUAGAUCGGAUUCUGAGCCUGCGCUUCUACGGAGAAGGCGCAGCGAAGAUGGGCUUGGGCGGACGGCGAGGCACCCUCAGCUGGACGGGGACUAUGUGGAGCUGUUGGAGCCCAGAGUGGGUCCCGAUGGAGGGGUUGACACGAGGCCAAGGUACCUGGAGAUGCAUGGAAUUUGUAAGACCAAGACGUUGCCCCUGUGCAGGAGGGGCAAAGCCAUAAAACUCCGGAAGGGCAGGGCUUGGGGAUAUGGGAGACUGGAAGGGUCAGGAAGCUUUCGAGCUGUCCUCGGUGCCAAAAGAGACGUUGUUACCCCAAAAGGUGACAUUUUACCACAAAGGCCUCCACGCCCAGUCCCUGACCGUGAGAAAGGGAGGCGGUCUUACUCCUCUUCUGUCCACGACUCUGAUGAGGGAGAUAAAACCAGCAGAGACUCUGAGGGUCUGGAGAGCCACCGGCCUUAUUUUGAUAGCCUGUUCAAAGAGAGAAGGCCCGGCGUGGGCAAGGAGAGAGAAAGCAGCAGCCUCACACUGCCGUGCAGAGACGACCACAUGGGUAAAGACUCGGAGAGCGCCGAUAGUUCUGUACAUGACUCGAGGAACCUCAAAGUCGGGCAUGUCAUAGAGGGCCACUCAGAUCACGGAUCAGACUCCGUUUUUGAGGAGGCAGAAAAACCACUGAAUGAAGACAGUGAUGCUACGACCCCAACAUCAGAUGCACCAAAGAGACCAUUUACCGGGGUUUUGGUAAGUGGAGAAAAUACCAACGUUGAAAAUAAAAUGAAGAAUUCGUCCAACCCAAAGGCGAACGAGGGAAGGGAUGACGGAAAGACAGAGGACAGAGCUUGUCCCAGAGGAAAGGAAGUUAAAACUGGAUUCCGAGUGCCAAGGAGGAAAAGGAAGGGAAAGGGGGCCAAAGGCAGGGCUAGGUCUGGUGGUCGAAUACACCAAAAGGGAUCCAAACUGCAAGGUAAAACUGCACAACCAAUUCCCACGACCUGCUCUGCCUUGCCGAAGCUACCAAUCACAGAGGAGGACCAAUCGAAGCCAAGGAAACAGGUAGACGAACCCGACGGAGUGCCGGCUUCAACACAUCAGGGGACAGAGGACACAAGGAAAAGCAGUGCAGAGAAAGGAGCCACAUCUUUAUCUGUCUGCAAUGGCCAAUCAGGCACAUCUAUACUUAACCACUCUAAUGAGGAGGGAGGGUCAGGCCAACUAAAUGGUGUUACAUCGAAAGAGCCUCCGCUGCUGAGGGAACUGGACACAGAGCUCCUACAGUCCGGGAAGCUAAAGUUGACAGGGACCGUGGACAGGCUGGGACGCGCUCUGGUGGUCACAGAGACGGAUGCAACAGAGGAGGGCGUCUCUGAGGAGCAGAUGGCCCGGGUCUUGGCCUGCUACCACAGAAUAACUCGGCCUUCGGCUAAAGAAAAAGGUCUCACGGUGCUAAUGGACAGCAGGCGCGCUCCGCCCUCCACCCUCCUUCUCUCUGCCCUUAAAUCAUUCCAGGUGUCGGUACCGGGCGGUCUGGGAUCCGUUCUGGUUUUGUUGGGAGAGCAGCAGGAGUCCCUUUCUCAUGACGUGGAAGGAGCCGAGGUCCACGUGGUGCGAGGAACAGCUGUCCUUCAGCAACACGUUGACAAGCAGCAGCUUCCCCAGGAGAUGGACGGAGACUUUGCCCACUGCCACUCGGACUGGCUGGCCUUCAGACUAAGCCUGGAGAGUCUGACGGAGCACUGCGAGAGCGCCGUGGCGCUCCUCGGAGAAGCCCUGCGCUCCAUGGACACCGAGCCCAUGCCGGACGACAUCAAGGCCGUCCCCCUGAGCAUCGACAGGCACGGGCAGCUCAUGGCAAACGUCCUGGCAGACCCGCGCCUGACGGAGCCACAGCAAAGGGGCGGGGCGUGGCUCGCGGGGCUGACCAAUAGCGCAACUGGACUGGCGCAGAAGUCCCCAGACUGCAGAGCUGCUCUCGCCGCGACCUCUGAACUCUAUGACAGCGUGGACGACGCCCUCCACCGUCUCGUCCGGGGGUCCAACCAGAGGGGUCGCGACCUGGAAGCUCUGGGACGACUGGCCGGGCUGGUGGGCACGCUGGAGAAGUGUGAUAAGGAGAUUGACCAAGUCCAGUCCCAGCUGGAGGACUACAAGGACCCUCCUCUGUCCCUCAGCAGACUCUCGCUCAAGCAACAGAAGUUCAAAACCUUCAGAGAAACGGCCAAUGAGCUGCACAGCGAGACCCUGUCGGUGCUCGGCGAUUUGGAGGGCUGGUGCGAGCUGGACUGGGCGGGCCUGAGCGCCGUCCAGAUCCGACUUCCCCCGGUCAGGGAGAAGCUGCGAGACAUGUCCCACUGUCUGUCCGACUGCUGGACCACCCUGGACAACACGCAGAGGCUGCUGUCCACGCUGACCGAGGCCACCCAGUGGUGCGAGGUGGUCUCCUCCUCGGCCUCCUCUACCUGCCCCCUGGCCUCCCUUCCCCCGAUCCCGCCGUCCCGUUUCCAGGACGCCCGCUCCUUGGCCAUGGAGCUGGGGGGCGGGGCGCUCCUGGACCUCUGGACGCAGACGGUGGAGCGCUACCAGCGGACGGUGGCGCAGGUCAAACCGCGCUUCCUGCAGACGGACAGGGCCCAGAAUCAGGGCCCGGGGAGGCCCAAGACGCCAGCCGCCAGCAGCCUGUGGGACCUGAUGGGUCCCGAGGGACAGGGCGACUGGGGAUUGGGGGCCGCGGGAGGCGACGGGGGGCUCCAGUCCUGGGGGUCGCUGGCGUCGCUCUUCCGACCGCAGACCUGCUCCACGCUGAAGAUAGGCGAGGAGAAGGGGAGUAGGAAGGAGGGAGGAGGGGCGGGAGGUGGAGGGGGCGGAGCCGGUGGGGGGAAUUUCCUGCAGAACCUUCUGAAUCCCGCGAAGAAAAGCCCCACAGAGGCACCGCUCCCCUCGAAGCCGCCCAGGAGGCGCCACCCGAGCUUCGACCUCCAGGCCCUCCUGGGUCCCCGCAGAGCCACGGCCUCCCCCAGGCCCGCCGAGUCCCCGGUGGGCGGGGCCAGCCGCAACUCGCCCAUGUCGUGGCUGGGGAGGCGGGCGGUGGCCGACCCCGUGAUCGCCACCAGCAUGGCCGCGGCCAUCCCUGGAUGGGGAGGAGGAGGAGGAGGAGGAGGGGUGUUAAUUCGGGGGGUGGAAGUCAGCAGCAAAGAGGUGGUGGACCACACAGGGUCGCCGCGGCAACACGUGCUGCUGGGCAGGACGGAGAGGGAGACGGGGACCGAUCGGGCCGGAUCGACCGCACAGAGUAAACUGUACCUGCUCUGGUGCAGGAUGCUGAGCUCCGAGAGGCAGUAUGUGGCCAUCCUGAAGGGGGUGGAGGAGACGUACCUCCCCUUGCUGGAGCUCUCGGACACACCGGCCUCCUUCAGGUGGAAGGCUGACGUCCUCUUCCCCAACUGGGCCGGUCUCAGCGCCUUCCACUCGCAGAACCUUCUGCCGGCCAUGGAGGGCGCUCUCGUGCAGAGCCUGCUGCAACAGGACUGCUUCAGCAAAUACCGGGAGCAGUUCCUGCAGUACUCCCAAUACAUCCGGAACAAACCGGAACUGGACUCUCCGCUGGUCACUCAGGCCGCCGACUUCUUUAAGUCCAAACUGCCCCCGGCCUCCCCCCUCUCCCCCCUGUCCUUCCCUCACUGCCUCCAGGCUCCCACACAGAGACUGGAGCAGUACUGCGAGGCCCUGGAGGAGCUGGGAGGCAUAAACCCCGCCUCCGACUCCGCCCUCUCCAUCCUGAGACACGCUCAGCGCCACGGCGAGGACCUCCGGGCCAGCGACCUCAUCGUGGGAUGUCCGAUCCCGGUGGCGGAGCGCGGCGAGCUGGUGCGUCACGGCGAGCUGAUGGUGUGCGGCGGGACCCGGAGGAAGCGGGCGGGCGCCAGGAACGUUUUCCUCUACCAGCGCGCCGUCGUCUUCGCCAAACACAAGAGCCCCGCGCCGGGACGCUCCGCCUACAGCUACAAGCACAGCAUCAAGACCGGCGAGAUGGGCCUGACCCAGAGCGUGGGCGGCGACGGGCUGAAGUUUGAGGUCUGGGUCCGGCAGCCCCCCCGGACCAGGGACUGCGUCACGCUGCAGGCGAGGGACGCGGAGGACAAGGCGGCGUGGACCCGGGACAUCGCCCACCUGCUGUGGACACACGCCAUCAACAACACCGAGCUGUGCCUGAAGGAGUCGCUGUGCAUGGGCAUCUCCAGCAAGCUGCUGCUGGACGCCACGGGGACGCCGGGCUCCGAGCUGGACUCGGUCUACUCUCUCAACGACCGAGUCCACAGUAGCUGCUCAGACUCCUCCUCUGUCGGCAGUCAGAAGGAGGGGGGAUCCCCGGCGUCUGGAAGGGACCCCAGGAGGAGCUCCGGGUCAACAGGUCACACCCAGAGUCCGUCCCCCUCCACGGCCGUUUAGCCGCCAUCUCAACCGCAAAACUGGAACCCUGGACUUUUUUGGACUUCCGGGACCAAGAAGACAAGAGAACUUGAACUUCUCCCACGCGCUUCCCCCUUUCGCCUCCUAAAAACGAGUGAAAAGCAGCAUUAAGCCACCCGGUUCUGAUAUGAACCCCCAUGGGAAGGAGAAAAAUAAAGCUGCCACCAAACCCCCCCCCCAUCCCCUCCAAAAAAAGAGGAUCAAACUGCCCCGUUCAAACCAUGACAACCACCAGCGGGGCUCUCCGCGCGCCGCCAUCUUGGAUCUGCCGGUCCCAGUUGCUGGCAGAGUCAUUGACACCGAAGGCACUUCAGCCGCACAGAGCUGCCAUUGUUCGCCCCCCCCUCCCCCCACUAGGCCGAACCACUUGGUCUGAACCACUGGCCGAACUGUACGCGUCACGUGCCCCGCCCUCUGAGAACGGACAGGAAGUAACGCGCGAGGGCCGCAGGGUCCUCCGUAAAGGAUCGGAGGAUUUCUCCUUUUCACCACAUUGCCUGUGCAAAAAUGUGUGGCAUUGCCCUCAGUGUGAUUGCAUCUAUGUAAAUGAGGCAGGGGUGGUGUGCGCCCGCACACACACACACACACACACACAACGUGCAGUCGCUCUUAUUGUUGCAGGACAGUGGAGCUCUAUUCACAUCCACAUGCUCGCGAGCCCUGGCCCUUUAGAGCCUGGCACAGCGGCUAAAUCAACAGCAGGAGAGGUUACGUCUGAUCACACACACACACACACACACACACACACACACGCAGUGAGCCCUGACGGCGUCGCGGCCCACUGUUUGUCUAAGCUAAUGGCGUGCUAUUAACAGGACGAAGCGGUAUUUAGGCUUUUCUUUAAAGUGUGACUUGUGUCGGCAACGGCAGCUUCUCGGUGCUCUUGUAAGUAUACGGACAAGGUAUCUGAUGCUAAAAAAAACCUUUUGAUGUAAGCUCCAUGUUGUAAGUGCCAAAAGAUAUAAAAUGGGUGUCUGUGCAAUGUUGGUUGUGUUUGUACAAAGACGCGUUGUUGCAUUCGGUCGGAGCGCUCCAUAAGAUGGAGCGAGGUGGACCGGUUCCCUGCGCUUUAUUCUGGUUUUACUGGUUUUUGUGCAUCGCAGCCAGAAUACAUUGAAGUGCAUUAUUGUCAAAGAGUUCAUUUUAUUUGUUUCAUUGGCCCUGAAAUGUUUCUCUUUUUGAGUUUCAAGUUCACAGUUUGAAAAGUACGAUGUGUUCAAAGACCUAUUUUGAGCUGACCACGAGGUAAAUUAGAAGAUAGCUUAGCAUACAGAUUGGAUACAGCUGUGUGACACAAACUACCAAAGAUCCAGCUAAUCAACUGAAUAUGUCCUUGGUUAAGGCACGAAUAAAGACAGCUGGCGGUAGUGGUAGACUUUUGGGUUUUUUGAUGAGCUUAAUUAGGAGAUGAGAGAAGGCUAGUUUGAGCUAGGCUAACUGGUCCGGCUUGUUCCCAGGCUCUGUGUGCUAAGCUAAGCGACGCGUGCUAAGGCUAGCCACAUGCUAAGGCCCUAGAAAUGAGAGCUGUGUCAUCGUUUCAUCUUUCGGGCUUGGCCUAAGGGGCCCGAAAUGUCAAAACCCGUUCCUGUUGUCAAGAUGUCAUACCUCAGAAGCAACACGCGAUAAAAAUAACUUCCACUCGCAAAACCCCAACUUGACCUUGACCUUUCGGGAGAAACGCGCGUCCUCUGAUCGGAUCAGAGCUGAACACGUAGGGCACGUCAUCCCUGCAACAUCUUUGAUAUGACGACGAGGAGGAUGAUGGUGAUGAAGCAGCCAAAACAAAAAGGUAUCAGGUGAUGUACUUGUGUUCAUUUAGGACAGCGAUCCAUGACGGGAGAGCGUGUGGUUCAGUGUCAAAGGUCAAAUGGAAAUCGGGUGGGGGUGGUUAUCCGAUUCAGCGCGUUUCACACCUGCAUUCCAAUCCAAGCCGUUUCUUAAUCGAUAUGCAAUUUGUUGUGUGGGCGGGGCCCCGUUGGAAGCGACGCAAUGAGCACCAUCGUUCAUUCCUACGGCAGGACGGACCGACACGUGCUGAAUUCCCCACUUUUUGUACGCCGUGGCGAGACGCCAUGGAAACUUCUCCCUCGCUCUGCCUAAUGUUUACAUUUUAUUUUUUUUUGGGGGGGGGGAGGAAUGUGGAGCGUGGAAUGUUGGAAAUGCACGUCAUGCUUACUUGAUGAUUGUACUGUUUGU
Pungitius pungitius (ninespine stickleback) is the source of this 7622-nucleotide messenger RNA. It is a transcript of the gene arhgef40, whose product is annotated as Rho guanine nucleotide exchange factor (GEF) 40. Gene Ontology annotation, molecular function: guanyl-nucleotide exchange factor activity. The transcript has 27 exons. The record is from RefSeq and is a predicted model, not a curated record. NCBI's taxonomy places the organism in Eukaryota, Metazoa, Chordata, Actinopteri, Perciformes, Gasterosteidae. The coding region runs from base 219 to 5405 and encodes 1728 amino acids.